AUGGUCGGGGUCACAGGCCAGGUUCAGCAGGUAGCAAGCAGCGUAGUACAGAGGGUCAGGCAGAGGGAUGGUCAGGGUCACAAGCCAGGGAUCAGAACAGGAGAAGUCAGCAGCAGUUCAGAUCAGGCAGGGUCAGCAAAGGAACAGAAACAGGAUGCAGGACAGAUACAGGGCCCAGGACAAACACAACACCAAGGCAGAGUCUGUGGGUCUGGCCAUCCCUUAAAUACCCCAGCAUAAUCAGUUCCAGGUGUUAGCUGGCUGCAAAGUUGAGUCUCUGAUUGCUGGGAGCACCCGCUGGCCAGCCCUGGUACUGCAGCUCAUAAGGCAGCUGAGGGCCAGUCCAUUCCUGACAGGUUUUCAACCGCCAAAGCGCUUUGAUCAUUUACAAGAAAUU
Messenger RNA from Staurois parvus, 397 nucleotides. Lineage: Eukaryota; Metazoa; Chordata; Amphibia; Anura; Ranidae. The record is from the annotation of a GenBank genome assembly.